This is a messenger RNA of Arachis stenosperma, 2200 nucleotides long. RefSeq names its product probable polygalacturonase. Lineage: Eukaryota; Viridiplantae; Streptophyta; Magnoliopsida; Fabales; Fabaceae. The record is from RefSeq and is a predicted model, not a curated record. Gene Ontology annotation, molecular function: polygalacturonase activity. Gene Ontology annotation, biological process: carbohydrate metabolic process. The transcript has 5 exons. The coding region runs from base 166 to 1701 and encodes 511 amino acids.
UCCAAAAGCCCCCACGUAAGAACUGAUAACUCCACGUUCUUAAACCACCCCACAUACAUCCGUACCACUUCUUUUGCUAAAAGGGUAGUAGUUACGUUGUUAUUAAUUCUUAUACGUUGGUUAUUUAAUUUGCUUCUAUUUUUCGUUGCGCUUGUGUUUUGAACGAUGGUGGAAGAAAACACAACACCAACAUCAACAACAAAACAUGAUUGGUUCGAAACCCAAGCCGUCUUGGACUUGAAGCGUUGGUUCCAAGCAAUCAUAUCCUCACACAAGACCCUCUUUACACUCCUAUGGCUGGCGGCGUUCACCUCCGCCUUCCUGUGGCAGAGGGAUGCCGUUAGUGGGUUGGUGGUGUUGCACGGUGGCGGUGAGUCUCUUAAGAAGAGUGAAAGUUCAUUGUUGUAUCCUAAGCUGAGGCCCGUGGGCUUCAGCUUAGUGGAUUUCGGUGGCGUUGGCGAUGGCGUUACCAUGAACACUAAGGCGUUUGAGAGGGCGGUUUCAGAGAUUUCUAAGUUGGGAGAGAAGGGUGGUGGGCAGCUGAAUGUGCCCCCUGGUAGGUGGCUCACUGCACCUUUUAAUCUCACCAGUCAUAUCACUCUUUUUCUUCAUCAAGAUGCUGUCAUUCUUGGAGUUCAGGAUGAAAAGUACUGGCCACUGGUGCCUGCAUUGCCUUCAUAUGGAUAUGGAAGGGAGCAUCCUGGCCCUCGUUACACCAGCUUGAUCCAUGGCCAAAAUCUUACUGAUGUUGUCAUAACAGGGCAUAAUGGUACCAUAAAUGGACAGGGACAAACAUGGUGGACAAAAUAUCUGCAGAAGGUUCUGAACCACACAAGGGGUCCACUGGUUCAGAUCUUAUGGUCUAGUGACAUUCUUAUAACUAACAUUACUUUGCGUGACUCUCCUUUUUGGACACUUCAUCCAUACGAUUGCAAGAAUGUUACAAUAAAAAACCUUACAAUUUUGGCUCCUGUGUAUCGUGCACCAAAUACUGAUGGCAUUGAUCCUGAUUCAUGUGAAGAUAUGUUGAUAGAGAACUGUUACAUAAGCGUGGGAGAUGAUGCAAUUGCCAUAAAAAGUGGGUGGGAUCAGUAUGGAAUUGCUUAUGGAAAGCCUUCAAAGAAUAUAGUAAUCCGAAACCUUGUUGUUCGAUCUAAUGUUAGUGCCGGCAUCUCAAUAGGCAGCGAAAUGUCCGGCGGUGUAUCGAACGUAACGGUGGAGAACAUCCUUGUAUGGAAAUCCAGGCGUGCUAUUCGGAUCAAGACAGCGCCGGGAAGAGGCGGCUUCGUGCGCCAAAUAUCUUACAAGAAUCUGACCUUUGAGAAUUGCAGAGUUGGAAUUGUGGUCAAAACAGACUACAACCAACACCCUGACGCCGGAUACGACCCGAAAGCGCUUCCUCUUCUCGAGGACAUAAGCUUCACGGGCGUCCGGGGCCAGGCAGUUCGAGUGCCGGUACGGAUUCAAGGCAGCCAGGACAUUCCUGUUAGAAAUGUGACUUUUAAGGACAUGUUUGUCGGAUUAAUUUCGAAGAGGGUGAAGAAGAAGAAACAUAUCUUCCAGUGUGCCUUUGUCCGUGGUCAAGUAAUAGGGACUAUCUUCCCUGCCCCUUGUGAGAACUUUGAUCAGUACAAUGAACAAGGGCAGCUAGUUAAGCAUGCCGUAUCAUGGAAUGUCACAGAUAUAGAUUACCAAAUAUGAGGCCUUUUUGCAUGCUUGUUGACUUCUUGUGCGUCGAUGCCAUAAUGGGAUCUCUGUAUCUUAUGCGUGGUAUGAAUCUGUAUGUGAGUAUAGCCUUUUAAAGCUGUGGUUGUGGUUCUGGUUCACUUCGAAUUAUUCUGAUUGCAGAAAAACGCGAAAUUUACAACUGAUGUGACUGCAAUGCAAUUGUGCAAGACAUUGUAAUUGCAAUUUUGUGGCAAUGUGGCUGCAACUGUCGUUAAAGACUGCAACCUAAAUGCAUCCCUAUCAGCAAUUAGGCUUCAACUUAUGUUUAUAUUAGUCAUUUUUGUGCAAGUUUCUUAGGUGAUGAACUGUACAUAGUGGAACGUUCAGAUACUUGUAUAAGCGGCCUUCUUAUUUUUAAGGAUUUAUUACAAGCUAAGCUUUCAUUUUAAUUUUGUAAUUUAUAGUCAUCAAAUAGUUAUUAUUGGUGUUUUUAAUGGCAUAAAAUUUUAUCCAAUGGUAUAAAAUUAUUCAA